AUGGAUAUUAUCCAAGAUGAUGAAAACAUGCCUGGCCCUAUGAAGGGAACCUAUAGGGAUACAUUGUUGGCUAGUCAUGGAUUUGAGGAAGACCAUAGCGCCUCAUUAGACAUGGAUGACGAUGAUCCCAACCUUGAAGAUAAGUGGUAUAGAAACGAUGAUGAUCACAAAAAUGAGGAGAAACCCUUCAACCCUUGUCCCACAAUUCCUGUAUCUAAGGAGGAAUUUGAAGAGUGGUGUAAACCAUGGAAGAAUGCCUUCAUGGUCAAAGUGCUGGGUAAAUGUAUCACGUUUGCGUUUAUGGAACAACGACUCCAUAGAAACUGGAAAAAGAAAGGUAAGAUUCAUGUUAUUGAUAUGAAUCGUGACUACUUCAUGGUUCAUUUUGCAGAUGAGGAGGACUAUGCGCACGCGCUUAUGGAAGGUCCCUGGAUGAUUGCUGGUCACUACCUCAUAGUGCAGAGAUGGAGGCCUUUUUUCCUAACCAGAUCCACCGAGGUCAGAAAGAUUGCCGCCUGGAUUCGCACCCCAAAUCUGCCGAUUGAGCUUUAUAACCAUCGAUUUCUUUGGAGGGUUGGCUCGGCCAUUGGACAUAUGCUUAAGGUUGAUCGCACUACCUCUAUCCAUUCGAGGAGAAAGUUCGCCCGGAUAUGUGUUGAGAUCGACUUAUCAAAACAACUAGUGCCACGUAUUUCUGUUCUUGGCUGCGAGCUAAACCUAGAAUAUGAAGGUUUAUACCAAAUUUGUUUCUCCCGUGGCAAGUAUGGCCAUAGAUCGGAGCAAUGCAUGGAAGGCAGUGCUAACAGCGGUGCCCAUACGGAAGAAAAUCGUGCUGCCGACGCUCCGCAAGGUGGGACCCCAUCUAACAUUGAUGCUGAUGAAAAUGGAAGGCCCGCAAACCAAUAA
This is a messenger RNA of Arachis duranensis, 906 nucleotides long. RefSeq lists its product as uncharacterized. The record is from RefSeq and is a predicted model, not a curated record. Lineage: Eukaryota; Viridiplantae; Streptophyta; Magnoliopsida; Fabales; Fabaceae. The transcript has a single exon. Bases 1 to 906 code for a protein of 301 amino acids.